AAAAUAAAAUAAAAAAUAAAAAAAGAAAACGCCGAAAGACGGGACCCUGACACACACACACGCGUGCAGCGGCUAUAGAGGGGCACAUGGCAGCCGCGUUGCCCGGUCAACAUGUUUAUGGUGGGAUGCAACGACACCACCCGCCGCCCUCUCGCCCGUUGUCUGGUUGCUGCGCAAGCAGAAGCCGCCCCAAGGGAAGCAAGUUAAGCCUUUUCUUCUUUGAAACCGGUCCUUUGUUUUACUGACCCCCUCCCCCCGUCCCUUCGUCCUCUUCUCAAAAACCGUUCUUUCCCCUUGACACAGCAUUCCAGUCAACUUCAUUCCAGGCCACACACACGCCGAUUGUCUCUCUGCAAAUCUUAUCCCGUAUUCUAUUCCACUGCUCAUCGUUUUUUCCGAGUAUUACUUUUUUUGGAGCAUCGUUUUCGAAACAGGCGCCAGACCAUCUUCCCCCAGGUCCCCAAACACCACAGUUGCUUCUGCUGCGACGCCGCUGUAGCAUCCGGCUCGUCAACAGCCUUGCAAUCCCCUUGCCCCAGGCAAAGAACACGUCGUGUGGGCGUAAACAAAAACCCCGACAAUGUCGACUCAAAACUAUCGCAGCUCCUACUACUCGCCGGCGAGCUACGAUCAACCGCGCCGCAACCAGCGCACACGAUCUAGCGACGGCACCGUCAGCACCACCAUGAGCUCGUCUUCUGGUCGCGAGUCAGCAGCGACACACAUCACAGAUGCCCCGACUUACUCCAAGAAGAUUGUGGUGGUUGGCGACGGUGGCUGCGGAAAGACUUGUCUGCUCAUCAGCUACAGCCAGGGCUACUUCCCCGAGAAAUACGUCCCGACUGUCUUCGAAAACUACAUCACUUAUCCCACGCACCCUCCCACUGGUAAGACCGUGGAGCUCGCUCUCUGGGAUACUGCCGGCCAGGAGGAGUAUGACCGUCUCCGCCCGCUCUCUUACCCAGAGACCGACCUCAUCUUUGUCUGCUUCGCCAUUGAUUGCCCUAACUCUCUCGACAAUGUGCUCGACAAGUGGUAUCCCGAGGUUCUUCACUUUUGCCCAUACACCCCGCUGAUCCUCGUUGGUCUCAAGAGCGAUCUGCGCUACAAGAGAACAUGCAUUGACAUGCUCAAGACGCAGGGCCUUACUCCCGUUACUACCGAGCAAGGCAUGGCCGUUGCCCAAAAGAUGAGCGCCCAGUACAUGGAGUGCAGCAGCAAGGAAAUGCGUGGUGUUGACGAAAUCUUUGAACGCGCUAUCCUGACCGUUGUCGCAAACGACCGCAGACACAUCCAAGUCGCUAGCGGCUCCGGACACGCCCAGGACAACAAGCACUCGAUACCUGGAGUCGGUGUUGUCCCCAAGAAGAAGAAGAGAAGAUGCCAGAUCCUGUGAGGCUGCGACGACAAUGAAAUUUCCUUUCUCACUGUUUUAAUGGCAUGGCGAGGAGGCGUUGGCUCGUUCUUUUCGCCCUUUUCCUUUUGGAACCGGCGGGCGUCCCUGGCGGCGCGCGUAAAUCUUUUGUAAUGCAACGACCAAACAGGCGACGUAUAGCCUUGGGGGCUUCUGACUCACGAUCUUCUUCUUCUUCAUUCUUCCAUUCGUUGGAAGGUAACGACUGCGCGGCAUUGGGGCCGAUGGGCUGGGUAUGGGAUUCUUUUGGGAGUGAUCUUGGACUGGAUGGUACAUAUGGAAUGGGUAGAUGGGAGCUAGAGCUGGGCUGCAAGUGCCUCGCUUAUGCUCAUGCUUCUAUCUGCUCUUCUUUUCUCCGUUAUUUUCAUUAUUUUCAUUUGUUUUCUUUUGUAGUAGAGCAUGGUAUGUUCCCAUUGUCUUUUGGGUUUCUUUUUAUGGAUAUGACAGCACAAAAUUUACAUUGUU
Messenger RNA from [Torrubiella] hemipterigena, 1879 nucleotides. The record is from the annotation of a GenBank genome assembly. Lineage: Eukaryota; Fungi; Ascomycota; Sordariomycetes; Hypocreales; Clavicipitaceae.